Molecule: messenger RNA, 2918 nt
Organism: Nymphaea colorata (pocket water lily)
Lineage: Eukaryota; Viridiplantae; Streptophyta; Magnoliopsida; Nymphaeales; Nymphaeaceae
Product: putative receptor-like protein kinase At1g80870
Exons: 1
Coding region: 736-2628 (630 amino acids)
Biological process (GO): protein phosphorylation
Molecular function (GO): protein kinase activity; ATP binding
Source: RefSeq, a predicted model, not a curated record
CACCAUUCAUACAGCUUUUGGAAGCAGAAACCAAAAGAAUAAUUAAAAUAAACAAAGAUUGGAAAGCAGUUUCAAGGCCUGCCACUCACAUUCUCUUGCAAUCAACUUUUCUUUUUAAAAAUGCUCACCUUUUUUUUUUUUUUUUUUGACAAUUUCUUUCUUCCUUGAAAUGAAAGCCCAUCUGUAGACCACCCACCAGAGAAACACCCAUUUCCAACGCCACUGUUGUUGUUGCCUUGCUUGCUGCUGCAACUCAAAAUCCAAGCGCACCCAAAACCCUAAAUCUGCAAAUGUCUUAAACCUUCGAAAGGUUGAAAUCUUUAACACCUUUGUUUUGAAACAGAUCACCCAUGUUGGUGAGAAUUCUUUCUUUCUUUCUUCCUUCUUGGCCCCUUUCAACCACUGCCAUCACUUUCGACGGUAGCCCAUGAUAUCAGAACAAAGAUGGUAUAGUUCUUAAACAACCACCCAUCAGAAUCAGGUGUGUCACUGGCACUCUCCUCAUCUCACCGUCUCUCAGAAAUGGAACCUCUGCAAUUGGGUUCCCCCCAUUCUUUUCUCCCCCAAACUCAUCUCUGAAAACUCCCAAAACACAAGCCGCACCUUCAUCAACCCAUACCAAUUCAACAGAGACAGAGAGAUAAAGAGCCAUCUUCCAAUUUCAGGAGUCACCCAUCAGGAGGAAGACGGUGAUACAACAGAAACAGGGAGGGGAAAGGAAAGGGAACCGAAAAGAUGACAUCAAGGGGAAUACCAACAACCAGUAACCAUGCCUCCAAUAUCAGGAUCAAGGUUCUCAUACUGUGUCUGGUGAUCUCUGGCUCCACCCUUCUCGUCCUCAUAUUGGUCUUCGCUCUCCUCUACCUAUGGUUCGUCCGGCUGAGCUCCUCCAAGACCACCCCUUGCGACUCUAUCCCCGCUGGCGGAGCCGUCGAGCCGGCACCGCUGCGGCCGUUCUCCUACCGGGAACUGCGUGUCAUGACGGACUCCUUCAACCCGCGCAACGAGCUUGGCCGGGGCGGCUCCGGUACCGUCUAUCUGGGUCGUCUCCGCGACGGCAAGUCCGUCGCCGUGAAGAAGCUGGACGCCUCCUCCCUCCAGGCCGAGCGCGAGUACCAGAACGAGAUCCAGAUACUCGGCAACCUCCGCUCGCCCCACCUCGUCUCGCUACUCGGCUACUGCUCCGACCCCAACCGGCGGGCGCUCGUCUACGAGUUCAUGCCAAACCGGAGCCUCCAGGAGGCUCUCUUCGCAGAGGGCUCGCCGAAGAAGAUCCCGUGGACUGAUCGCUACAAGGCGGUUCUUGAUAUCGCGAGGGCCCUCGCGUUUCUGCACCACGAUUGCGACCCGCCUGUGAUUCAUGGCGACAUCAAACCCAGCAACGUGCUCCUCGGAGCGGAUUUCACGGCGAAGCUCUCCGAUUUCGGGAUCUCGAGGGUGCGCGUUGAGGGAGACAUGGGCUUUGAGUUCUUCAGCCAGGAGCUAUGGAAGAGCCAGGAGCUGGAGAAGAGCUCGGCCUUGAAUUCGGAAGUGGACUUCGGCUUUGCUCUGCCGAGCGUCAAGGUGGAUUCGGGCGCUAGAGUGAUGGAUGAGGGAUGCAGCUUGAAGGGGAAAGGGGUUUCUACUGAUAGGGAAUUCGCGCCUUCGGAAGAGGAUUGCGGAACUGAGCACAGUAGAGAGUUGACGGCGUCAGUGGCAAGAAAUGAUCUCAACGGGCAAUGGGGGAGAGAUUGGUGGUGGAAGCAGGACGAGAGUGAGGAGUUGCAGAGCAAGGACUACGUGAUGGAAUGGAUUGGUAGCCAGAUCUAUGGAUCAGGUGACCAUGAAAAUCGUGACGUGGAGAGCGGUAAUCUGGGUGGAGCGGAUGCUCCGCCGGAGGAGGAGGCAGGAGAGGUAAAGGAGGUGAAGAAGGGAAAGCAGAGGAAGAUCAAGGAAUGGUGGAAGGAGGAGUAUUUUGCAGAGAUGAAUGAAAAGAGCAACAGAUUGAGAAAGUUUGAGGAUAAGUUGAAGAGACUGGGUUCUGCAAGACUAUGGAAGAGGCAUGAUUGGGUCGGAGAAUCCAGCUGUCGCUUCGACAAUGUGAUUGAUGGGAUGAGCUUCAGAAGAAGUUGGAGGAGGAAGAAGAACCAGUCGAGGUGUAGUGAGAUGUGGAGUGGGGAUCUAUUCAGCAGGGAGCUCAGCAGCACCACGAGUAUGAGGGGAACAAUCUGCUAUGUCGCGCCGGAGUACGGCGGAUGUGGGUAUCUGAUGGAGAAGGGUGACAUAUACAGUUUUGGUGUUCUCGUUCUGGUGGUCGUAUCCGGGCGACGGCCAUUGCAUAUCUCGUCGUCGCCAAUGGAGUUGCAGAAGGCUAAUCUCAUAAGUUGGGCCAGGCAGCUGGCUCAGACCGGCAAUGUCUUGGAUCUCGUCGAUCAAAACUUGAAGAAUGAAUAUAACAAGGACCAAGCUAGCAGAUGUAUCAAUCUUGCAUUGUUGUGUUUGCAGAGAGCACCUGAAUUGAGACCUGACAGUGCGGAUGUAGUUAAGAUUCUUAAUGGAGAAGCUGAUCUUCCCACCCUUCCGGUCGAGUCUCCUCCCGGAAAAUCGUUCCACAAGACGAGGAAAAGAGCAAUGGUAGAUGCAGACUGAAUGCUUUUUGUGGUGUUUCCAUUGUGCAGCCUUUGCAGUAUCCUUUCUUGGUGACUGUAACAUAUUCAGUUGUUUCUUACGUUGAUUAGUAGUUUGAAAAGGAAAGAACGUGUGUUGUUUCAUUGAGCAUAGGUCUGCAGAGUCUCGUGUCUGUUAGUGAUGAAGUCCAAAUGUAAAUACUGAAUAUACUCUGGCUUGACCAUGCAAGAAGCAUGUUCAUGUACCUCAUCUGAGCGUGCAAAUUUACUGCAAAUCAACCUCGGCUGAUCAUUGAGAAAUUUCUUCUGUUA